GCAAGAAUAUUAUCAUAUCGGUAACCGUCUUCAUCCUUUCCAUCGAAGCUUGCAGUAAGAGCCGUGAGGGUAUUUGUUGGCCUAGCAGUACCAUUUCGCCCAGUUCCUAGCUCGGCGUUUUCAACUUGAGGAUCAUUUAGUAACCCCUUUCUUUUUAGUGGAACUGUGAUUUUAGAAAACAUUAACCAUGGCGAUUAUAGCAGCACCCAAAGGCAUGGAUCGUGCUUUGAUCACGAAGAUGGGCGCCAAAUACGACACUAACGCCGAAGCUGAAGUAAAACAGUGGUUAAAGGAACUGUUAGAUGUUGACAUUGGUUCUGGUACAUUUGAAGUAGAGAAAAGUCUCCGAAACGGAAAGAUUUUAAUGGAUCUCGUAAUUAAAAUUUAUGAAGGCACACCUAACAAACCACCAAAAUGUGACCAUAUAAAGUUAAAAGUUAACGCACCAACGUCUCACUUCAAACAGAUGGAAAACAUAGAACUAUUUCUGAAGGCUUGUAAUGCGUAUGGAGUUAAACAGUCAAGUUUAUUCUUGACCUCCGAUCUAUUCGAAGGAAGGAAUAUGGCUAUGGUCCUGGCGACCAUUUUGCAAUUGGGAACUGAGGCGCAAAGACACGGAUUCAAUGGGCCAACAUGUGGAUCAAAGCCAACUGAAAAACACGUCACUAACUUCUCUGAAGAACAAUUAAGAGCUGGAGAAUGUAUUAUUGGUCUCCAAGCAGGAACAAACAAACUAGCUUCCCAGAAAGGAAUGAGCAUUGGAUCAGUCCGACACGUUGCUGAUAUCAAAGUAGAAGACCAGUGUUCAGAAGGACAGGGUGUUAUCGGUCUUCAAUCAGGUACAAAUAAAUUCGCUUCCCAGAAAGGUAUGUCCUUCGGAGCUGUUCGUCAUAUUGCUGACAUCCGUGCUGAUGAUGCUUGUUCUGAAGGUCAGGGAGUCAUUGGCCUCCAGUCUGGUACCAACAAAUGUGCCAGUCAGGCUGGCAUGGUGAUGGGAGCUGUAAGACACGUCUCUGAUAUCCGAUGUGAUAAUGCUAUUCAGGAUGGACAGGGUGUCAUUGGUCUCCAGUCCGGUACAAACAAAUUCGCCUCCCAGAGCGGUAUGAGUUUCGGUUCAGUCCGCCACAUUGCUGAUAUCCGAGCUGAUGAUCAAGCACAGGAUGGACAGGGAAUUAUUGGUUUACAAUCCGGAUCUAACAAAUUUGCCUCCCAAAAAGGUAUGUCUUUCGGAGCUGUACGUCACGUAUCUGACAUCCGUGCUGAUAAUGCUACUCAGGAUGGUCAGGGAAUUAUUAGUCUCCAGUCAGGUACCAACCAGUUUGCAUCACAGAAGGGUAUGAUGGGUAUGGGUGCUAUGAGGCACAUUUCGGAUAUCAAAGUUGAGGAUAUGGCUGCUGAAUCAAAAUCUGCUAUUAAUCUACAGUAUGGUAACCCAUCUGGUGCCAACCAGUCUGGUAUGUCCUUUGGUGGCCGAAGAGAUAUCAUGAAAACAAAGCGAGCAGAGGCUGUAACCGAAGAGGACUCUUAAUGGACUCAACUAAACAAGAAACUGUUCCGUGCCAGGGUUGAAUGCACUUAAAAUACUGGAAAUCAAUUCAAAUCCCAGAAUCACUUACUGAUAUGAAAUAAACGUGAUUACCUUUC
This is a messenger RNA of Patella vulgata (common limpet), 1644 nucleotides long. Its product is annotated as calponin-1. The record is from RefSeq and is a predicted model, not a curated record. The transcript has 5 exons. Gene Ontology annotation, molecular function: protein binding. NCBI's taxonomy places the organism in Eukaryota, Metazoa, Mollusca, Gastropoda, Patellidae. Bases 188 to 1528 code for a protein of 446 amino acids.